Messenger RNA from Helianthus annuus (common sunflower), 864 nucleotides. Its product is annotated as probable 2,3-bisphosphoglycerate-independent phosphoglycerate mutase. The record is from RefSeq and is a predicted model, not a curated record. The coding region runs from base 190 to 864 and encodes 224 amino acids. The transcript has 5 exons. Lineage: Eukaryota; Viridiplantae; Streptophyta; Magnoliopsida; Asterales; Asteraceae. Gene Ontology annotation, molecular function: metal ion binding.
GCUUUUAUCACUUUUUAAUUUUAAUUAAUUUUAUUCGGACACAUGAGGGAGUCAGAUUCUUCUUUGCUCCUUGCAAACCAUCGAACAAAUACCCAAAAAUUCAUCAAAACGCAAUCUUUUUCAACACCAUCUUCCCAAGAUUUCCUCUAAAUCAAAACCCUCAACUGAAUCAGGGGUGUAACAAGAAGAAUGGUUAAUUCAGAGACACCGCGUAAACGAGUUGCAUUCGUGUUAAUCGAUGGGUUGGGGGAUGUUUCUAUUCCAAGAUUUGGAUACAAAACUCCUUUAGAAGCUGCCAAAGUGCCGAAUUUAGACGCGAUUGCUUCUGCCGGAGUUAACGGUCUUAUGGACCCGGUUGAAGUAGGGUUGGGCUGCGGUAGUGACACUGCGCAUCUGUCUCUGUUGGGUUAUGACCCGCGGGUUUAUUACCGUGGUAGAGGCGCGUUUGAAUCGAUGGGUGCUGGAUUGGCCAUGGCUCCCGGGGACAUCGCUUUUAAAUCAAACUUUGCAACUUUCGAUGAGAAAACCGGAGUGGUUACCAGCAGACGGGCCGAUCGACACUUUGAAGAAGAGGGGCCCAUCUUGUGUGCAGCACUUGAUAAAAUGAAGCUGCCAUCGUAUCCCGAGUAUGAAGUCACAGUCAGGUAUGCAACUGAACACAGGUGCGGAGUUGUCGUAAAAGGGCCUAAACUAAGCGGAAACAUAUCGGGAACCGACCCGCUAAAGGAUAAUCGUUUGCUUCUAGAAGCAAAGCCUCUCGACAAUACAGAAGAAGCCAAACACAUCUCCGAUGUCGGAUCGUUUGGUCAUCACAAGUGUCACAGUCUCGGUGCCACGUUUGGAUUCCCAGCAAAAUUUGACUAA